AUGGUAGAAGAUCAAAAGGCAGAGGCAAAUGUCCCUCUUUCAACUCUUUCACCACCUGAGGGCAACACUACGUUUCUCGACGGCUCGUCGUGGUGUGUGGCCCGGCCCGGCAUGUCGUUGGUUGAUCUACAGAUCGCGUUGGAUUGGGCAUGUGGAGUCGGCAGAGCCGAAUGCAGCCCAAUCCAGCCCGGAGGCACGUGCUUCGAGCCCAACAACCUUCUUUCCCAUGCUUCCUAUGCCUUCAACAGCUACUACCAACAAAAUGGCAAUUCCGAUAUUGCUUGUUACUUCGGAGGGACCGCCGUUUUAACUCGGAAUAAUCCAAGUUAUGCAAGAUGUGAGUUUGCCACAUCAGAGUGA
Striga hermonthica is the source of this 360-nucleotide messenger RNA. The record is from the annotation of a GenBank genome assembly. Lineage: Eukaryota; Viridiplantae; Streptophyta; Magnoliopsida; Lamiales; Orobanchaceae.